Molecule: messenger RNA, 2547 nt
Organism: Nerophis lumbriciformis (worm pipefish)
Lineage: Eukaryota; Metazoa; Chordata; Actinopteri; Syngnathiformes; Syngnathidae
Source: RefSeq, a predicted model, not a curated record
AUGUUUGCUAAGUUGAAGAAAAAGAUUGCAGACGAGGCAGCCACGGCCCCGCGUAGCGGGGUUCGUUUACCUCGUACCUUCAGCAAAGAAUCCAUCACCUCAGUGGGGGCAGACUCAGGGGAUGACUUUGCAUCUGAUGGAAGCAGCUCCAGGGAUGACCUGCCUGCCCAGCUGCUCAGAAGGAACUAUCAGAUCCGUAAACUAGAGGCAAAGCUAUCAGACUAUGCUGAGCAGCUGCGAGUAAUGCAGAAGACCAAGGAGAAGCUUGAAAUUGCAUUAGAAAACCAUCAGGAUUGUACGUACCUCUCCUCUCGCUCCCCUCCUACCAAUUCCAUAAAAAAACUUCAAGAGCAGAAUGAGUUUCACCAGGCGAACAAAGCCAAAAUGGAAGAGGGGAUGACUCUAGCACUGGACAAAAAGGAUCAGGAAUGGAUGAGGAAACUGGCCGUUGUGGAAAAAGAAAAGGCUGCCUUAUCAGCAAGACUGGACGAAAUGAUGGAGCAAAGCUUGACACUAUUUCAGAAGAGGGAUGAUAUGGAUGAAUUUGAAGGUUUCCAGCAACAGGAACUUGCUAAAGUCAAACACAUGUUGCUGAGAAAGGAAGAACAGCUCGGCCGGCUUCAGUUGGACCUCCAGCAGCAAGAGACUGAACUCGAUUUAUCAAAGCAAAGACUCUCAGAAACAAAGGGGACACUUCAAGCUUUACAAAAGCAACACGCAGAGAGUUCCAGAUCCAACACUGAGCUGGAAAUAGAGCGAGAGCAACUACUGCUGCUUAGAGAAGAGGCAGACAAGAAAAUUGCAGAGUUAGAGGGACAAAAUCAGAAGCUAAAGUUGGUCAACCAGCAAGUCUCGGCAGACUUGCAGAAGUCACAGAGUAUGGUGUCCUCUUCUGAGUGCCUCUUCCAAGAUCUUCAGACUGAGUAUAAUGCCCUAAAGUUGAAACAACAAAAGGCUGCUGUUAAAGAGGAGGACAAGGAGCAUUUGUUGAGGGACCUUCAAACAAAAGUAAACUCCUUAGAGAGGCAAUUGCAAGGAAACCUGAGCCAGGAUGAUCAUCUACUUGAGCUUGUUCAAGAGAGAUCCAGUCUUGAGCAAAGACUGAGAGAGACAAGAGCAGAACUAACAGAACUUCGGACAAACCACACUGAAACAGUCAGCUCCUUGGAGGCACAGAUAUCCAAAAUGACAUGCAGCAUUGCAGAGCUGCAAACACUUCUCCGACAUAAAGAUGAAUCUUCAAAGUCCUACCGAGAGAGAACAGACACGCAAAUAGCAACCCUGGAGCAGCAAGUCCAAAGCAGUUGUGAUCGACUGAAGAGUGCAGAGCAGCAGCUUGAAGUGAAAAAACAGGAGACAGAAAAACUGCAUGGAGAGUGGAGUGCAGAGAAGGCUCGUUUGGAUCAGCAGUUGUCUUUAUUGAUGCAGGAGAGUAUGGAAAAGAAAAAAAGAAUGGAGGACACUAUCACUGCUUUACACACAGACAAAAGUACAAUGCAAGACACAAUGGCUGACCUAGAAAGGCAAAGAGAUCAGUUAAAUUCAACACUGAGACAGCAGAUGGAAGAGUUACAACAAUGCAAGGUGGAAUUAGAUGGCCAGCAGACAGUAAGCACUGAAAUCGCCAAAGCUCUAGAAGAAAGUAGGAGGCAGAGAGAGGAACUACAAAAACAGGUUGAACUGUCGACCGCAUCGCUAGAGAGAUCACAAAAGGAAUUGUCUACGGUCAGUGAGAAGCUGAUGUCGAGAGAAAAAGAAGUCCAAAGUCUUCGUGAUGAAGUACAGAGUCGCCAAGCUUCGCUGGUCCAGCUCCGUCAAGAAUUUGAGGAGCUGCGGGUACAACAGGAGCAGAUUGAGCUGGACAAAGACUCCCAGCUAGCUCACUUGAGAGAAGAGCUACUCGACCAGACCCAACAACAAGACACUUGUCAGGCUCGGAUCUCAUAUUUAGAGGUGGAGGUAGAGACUCUGACUGAGCAGCUUCACAGCCCUUCUGUGUGCAAGGAGGACCACAAUGGCAGCGUGAAUGUGGAUGAUCUCGAUCACAUUCAGAAGGUUAACAAAGACCUCGAGCAGCAGCUCGGUGACAAGAACAGGACUAUCAAACAACUGCAGCAACGAAUGGCAGAACUAAAAAGGACAUUGCAGAAAGAACUGAAGUUGAAGCCUGAGCCAGAAGAGGAAACGAAGGAAAAGAUAACAGAAAGUUUAGUGGUAAAACAAGAAACCGUAUGUGCAGAACCCCCGGCCGUGUCUAGUCCAAGCCUUUCCACUGCAAGCACCACAGUGACCAACACCUCAAACCUUAACGACUCAAGAGAAAUCAACUUUGAAUACUUGAAACAUGUAGUUCUCAAAUUCAUGUCAUCUGGAGACGCUGAGGCAUAUCAGCUAAUACGAGCUGUGUCGGUGUUGCUGAGCUUCACUCGUGAAGAGGAGGACAUGUUAAAAGAAACCCUUGAGUAUAAAAUGUCCUGGUUUGGAUCCAAGCCUUCUCCAAAGGGAAUUAUCCGGCCCUCAGUCUCAGGCUCUUCUACCCGGAGGUGA